Molecule: messenger RNA, 786 nt
Organism: Suncus etruscus (white-toothed pygmy shrew)
Lineage: Eukaryota; Metazoa; Chordata; Mammalia; Eulipotyphla; Soricidae
Gene: SMIM17
Product: small integral membrane protein 17
Exons: 3
Coding region: 6-377 (123 amino acids)
Source: RefSeq, a predicted model, not a curated record
GGGAGAUGCAGAGCCUGAGGCCCGAGCACUUCCGGGGGCUGCUGGAGCUGGAGAGGACCCAGACACUUCUGCCUCGGGAGAGCAGGGCCUGGGGGCAACGCGGAGCCUUCGGCAAAGACUGGGUGGCCGUGGAGGUGGGCGCCAGCGACAGUGAGGACAGAGAGCUCACAUCUCGGGCCGAGGUGGGUCUCUCCCAGGAGUGGGGCCCUGUGGAGGAGGAGGAGGACUACGAAGACGAAGAGGACGAGGAGGCAGAGGACCCCCAGGCGCUGGUGGAGUGGCCGCGGUCGCCACAGCACAUGCCCCUGGUGCUCGCUGUGUGUGUGCUCUUCCUCUUCCUGGUCCUGACCGGGAUGCCCAUGAUGCUGGUCUUCUAGGACAUGUCCUCUCCCCGGAGAUGGGCUGGAGCGGUUCAGGGCCCUACACACACCACUUAGGUGAUUCAAAAAAUUGGAAUCUUCUGACGUGAUGUGUGGCAUCACUGUGUUUCUCUGAACUUGAGGCCUGUGGUAUUUCAUGUACCUCUGCAGGGGGAUGUUGGAGAGUGACUUAGCAAAGAGAUGUCACCAACAGGCAGUUCCAUCCUGGCUUCAGGAAGGGGCUGGAACAUUUCUGCCUGCCAUCUGUUGUCUUUAUGCCAAGGCAUGUCUGGUUCUCAAGUGGUGGUGGAUGGACCUGGGUUUUCAUGGGUGGAACAACACACUUUCUUGCUGUUGUUAGACAGAGCUCUUGCGUUUCUGCCUUGCAAGGGAAGAUGGGCCCCAUCUUUGCCCAGUUUUGACUCUG